AUGGCUGCGCGGCGAGGUGGAAUCCGGCGGCGGAGCGAGCUGGGCGGCGGCGGCGCGCGGGAAGAAGCUGUAUCCCAGAAGUCAUACGGAGCAACGGAGGUGCCAUGCAUUGUGCCGCGUGACAGGCUUUGGCUUCUCCUCCUCUCUUCCAUCCCGUUGUCCUCUCCAAAUCUAGCAAUGGCAGAGCCGAUGCCAACCGAUUCCAGUACCGCGGUCACUCCUCCCCUCAGUCCGAGCCACGAUUACUCCAAGGAAUCACGCGGCAUCGUAGGCUCGGAUCACGGAGUGGCCAGCUCCACAGGGGACAUUCCUGCAGGCCGUCCUGAUGAUCCUGAUCUACAGUUGGGGAAUGCGCGCGUGGAGGCGGAGAAGACGCAGCCCUGCAGGAUUGUCCCUCUUUCAGGGAAGCCAUACUUCGCAUGUGUGCUAUGCAAGUCACAUGUUCAGGCCCCAUUUCAAAUGGUGGUUCCAAGGUCGUUGGCAUCGUUCCUCCCAUCGAAGUCGACGCCGGCGACCCUGACGUGGCAAGGCCGGUCCUGGGAGAUGCGGUUCACCGGCGGGCGGCUCAUCCAGCGGCUUGAUGCAGGAUGGAAGAGUUUCGCGCUGGACAACGCGCUGAGGCUCGGCGACGGGUGCGUGUUCGAGCUGGAGGCGGGGGACGGCGAGAGCGUCGUGUUCAGAGUUCAGGUGCUCCGGGCCGAGAUCCCGGCGGGGAUCCGGGAGAGGGCCGGCGGGUACACGGCGUCUAGCCCCCUCCUGCUAGACUAGCGGCGUAACCGUAGCGUAUGCAGCCUAUUGACAAUCUGCCAUGCCAUGUCCUGUUGGAAUUUGGUACUUGGACCUGAGCUCGUCCCGAGAACAAAGACACAGUGGAUUGGACU
This is a messenger RNA of Lolium rigidum, 881 nucleotides long. RefSeq names its product B3 domain-containing protein Os04g0386900-like. The coding region runs from base 1 to 768 and encodes 255 amino acids. The record is from RefSeq and is a predicted model, not a curated record. NCBI's taxonomy places the organism in Eukaryota, Viridiplantae, Streptophyta, Magnoliopsida, Poales, Poaceae. Gene Ontology annotation, molecular function: DNA binding. The transcript has 5 exons.